Solanum stenotomum is the source of this 655-nucleotide messenger RNA. Its product is annotated as probable leucine-rich repeat receptor-like protein kinase At5g49770. Lineage: Eukaryota; Viridiplantae; Streptophyta; Magnoliopsida; Solanales; Solanaceae. The record is from RefSeq and is a predicted model, not a curated record. Gene Ontology annotation, molecular function: protein binding. The coding region runs from base 341 to 655 and encodes 104 amino acids. The transcript is spliced from 8 exons.
UUAAUCUGAAAGGGGAGCUAUCUGGAGAUAUCGAAGGCUUGUCUGAAUUGCAGAUACUGGAUCUAUCAUACAACAAAGGCUUGACAGGUUCCCUCAAUCAAUUGAAAGUUUGAAGAGUUUACCGAUUCUGAUCCUUGUUGGUUGCGGGUUUUCUGGACUGAUACCAAACACAAUCGAAUCCCUUAGCCAGCUGGAAUUUCUAUCUUUGAAUUUAAACAACUUUAUUGGAACGAUACCAGCUUCUGUUGGUAAUUUAUCAAAGCUACGUUGGCUGGACUUAGCUGAUAAUAAGCUUAGUGGACCUCUUCCAAUUUCCCAUGGAAGCACACCUGGUUUAGACAUGCUUGUUCACACAAAGCAUUUUCACCUGGGGAGAAAUCAGUUCUCAGGUGAGAUUCCAGAUCAGCUAUUCAGCUCAAAUAUGACUCUCAAACAUUUGCUGCUUGAGCAAAACCAGCUUACUGGAAAAAUACCCCCUUCAUUAGGACUUGUGCAGACUCUGGAGGUGGUUCGUCUUGACAGGAAUUCAUUAGACGGAUCGAUUCCAUCAACCCUCAAAAAUCUCACACUUACGAGUGAACUCUUCUUAUCAAACAAUAAAUUCACUGGCCCCAUGCCCAAUCUUGCUGGCAUGAAUGCCCUCAACUACUUGUAA